Messenger RNA from Aspergillus pseudotamarii, 2295 nucleotides. Its product is annotated as transcription factor domain-containing protein. Gene Ontology annotation, biological process: positive regulation of transcription from RNA polymerase II promoter by galactose; DNA-templated transcription. Gene Ontology annotation, cellular component: nucleus. Gene Ontology annotation, molecular function: zinc ion binding; DNA-binding transcription factor activity, RNA polymerase II-specific; RNA polymerase II cis-regulatory region sequence-specific DNA binding. The record is from RefSeq and is a predicted model, not a curated record. The transcript is spliced from 2 exons. NCBI's taxonomy places the organism in Eukaryota, Fungi, Ascomycota, Eurotiomycetes, Eurotiales, Aspergillaceae. The coding region runs from base 1 to 2295 and encodes 764 amino acids.
AUGUCAUCCAUGAAAAGGAAGUUCUAUGAGAGGGUAUCUCAGGCCUGCGACAUGUGUCGCAGGAAGAAGAUGAAGUGCAAUCAAAAACUCCCAUGCCAAACGUGUAAAGAUCGUGGUUUCCACUGUGUAUAUUCAGAGAGGAAAUCCCGACGCACCAAUUCGUCUCGACUGCUUAAUGAUGGCUCUCGGAUGAACGAGCAGCGCCGGUCCGACAUCCGCUCCCAUGAUGGGCCCGACGGAGUGAGACGGAGUGAAACCGACCAUGAGGAAGCACAAACGAGCACAAUGAUACCACUUAGUGACCUACGGGAGGUUCACCAAGAGGUUGUGCAAGGGACGAAUGCGCACACAACGGGAACCGAGUUCUACGGCAAUAGCUCUAACUUUGCCUUGCUGAGCCAGCUUUUUUCAACAGCCAGGAAGCUCUCGGGAGAUCAUCCAGAUAUGCCGAUGGCUACGGUUCAAACCCCAUUAUCGAUUGUGGACAUGCUCUACGACGAUCAAUCCGCCAUCCCUGAUUCAGCUCCACCAGCUCCGGUCACGGCGGCGGGAAGGACGUCUCAACUUCCUAAAGCCUCCCAGGCUGUCUCCAUCGGAAAGGAAUUGCCGCCCACAACGCGACCAACAGGUACGGGUCGGGAUCACCUGGUGGGACAGGGACAACCAGGGGUUUGGGAUUGCUUCGUUGGUAGUCCGAUGAGGCUGGAGAUGGAGUACGUCAAUCUCUUCUUUGAGAACAUCCACAACUCACUUCCAUUUUUGGACAAGAAGCACUUCACAGGACGAUGUGAGCAGGAGAUCUGGGUCAAGAGCACAUUCAAAAAGCUGCGACGAGAUCAAAUGCAUUUCUUUGCUCUGUAUAAUGCAGUGCUAGCUGUAGUGGCUCUAACAGCAAGUGCGGAUGCAUUUCUGUCGUUACGUACUGAGCUUGAAAUUAGUUUGACAGAACACUCACCAUCUCGACCGCCCAGAAAUGCUCCUUCCUCUGUUUUUCUUUCCAAGAUUUACUUUCGCAGGGCGCGUCAGUUGCUGGGAGACCUCUUCGAGGUCUGCUCCAUGGAAAGUGCCCAAGCCCUUCUUUUAUUGUCCAUGUAUUGUCAAUAUGCGCUCAAGCCACAUGCGUGCUAUAUGUACAGCGGCAUGGCUGUGCGAACUGCACUUGCUAUCGGCAUUGCUAGCAAUGAUCGAUACCACUCCGAUCAACACAAUUUGAACAGGGCCCGGACAUGGUGGGCUAUUUACUACCAGGACAUCGAGGCAUCCUGCCUAUCUGGAAGAUCUAGUACAUUGGCAGAGCCAAGUGAAUACGGGCCAUCCUACAGCCACAUGUCAGGGGAGCCUGCUUCAUCCUCUCAGAACCACCUAGGCGUGCAGGGAGGUGAAAACGUCAUUGUGACUGUCUUAGCUGACCUCUCUGUGAUAUUACAACGCGCUUCGAAGCGUUUAUACCAUUCCUCGAACACGCUCUCACCGGAGAACAAGUCACAGCUAGCAACAACGUUAGACCAGGAAUUGCUUUGUUGGAAGCUCCAUUUGCCUAUGCAUCUUAACUUAGACCUUGACACCUUCACCGAGGCGGAAUGGGUGAGUAAACAGAAGUUGAUCUUGCAACUACGUUAUCAUCACGUCCGGAUGUUCAUUCACCGACCCCAUCUAUCCAUGGUAAGCAACGAUCUACAAGUCGAUCAUAUGCAGAUCUGUCUCGAGGCAGCUCAGAAGACAAUCACCCUGGCAUAUGAUGCGUAUCAGCAUCGCCAUUACUUCCGAACGUGGUGGUAUAAUACCUUCUACGUUCUCUAUGCCACUUUGAUUAUCCUCCAUACCAUUCUGCUCGGGUAUCCGCAACCCUCAGUAGACACACUUAUUCAAGAUGUUCAUAAGGCACUGAAAAUAUUGGACUCCAUGAAAACACUCAAGGUCGCCCAGCGAUGCGCCGAUGUGAUAACUGAAAUCCUUCAAGUCUGCAGAUUCUUUGUUGAGAGAAGACGGGGGGAGCAUCAGGCGCCGAAUAUCCCACUCAGUCGGGCCACAGAAACCCAUCAUCAACGUUCCCCACUGCACGAGGGCAACUUGCGACGCGAGGCCCAAUCCCAAAUACAGAAUCCUAACCACGAAGAAGUGGUACACCUCGACUCAUCACAUACUAAUCCUUUCUCAACGCACGAUGAUCUGCUCACAUUGCUGGGAGAUCCAGCACCAUUGGAAUGUUUCGCACUAGGCCUAGGUAGUUCAAGCCCUGUAGACUUUGACUAUUCAGCGUCUGUCGAGGACUAUCUGGGUAAUGCUUAUGGGUGA